Messenger RNA from Microtus ochrogaster (prairie vole), 3265 nucleotides. Lineage: Eukaryota; Metazoa; Chordata; Mammalia; Rodentia; Cricetidae. The record is from RefSeq and is a predicted model, not a curated record.
UCUGCACUAGCCUGAGCUACAUACAGAGAUCCUGUCUCAUAAAACCAAAGGCAGAGCCACAUCAAAACAUCUUGCGCUGUGCCAGAUGUAGGCAUGGUGGUUCUUGCCUGUAGUCCUAGUACUUGGGAUGCUGAGGCAGGAAGAUUGCCAUGCGUUCGAGGUCAGCCUGGACUACAGUAUGAGGCCCUAGGCUAAACAAAACAAAAAUGACACACAGCUCCCUAGGAUCUGAUGUCAAGAGUCUUGAGAUGUUCUCCCAGCAGCUGCUUCCGAUCAAUGUCCUGUGUCCAUCUCCUUUUCUAACUGUGGCAACCCUGGCCUGAGCUGGGGAGCCCCAGGCAGUUCCUUUGCAGGGGGGUCUGGGUAAGGCACUCACUGUGAUAUCCUUGGAUGGGCAAACACCCUGUGUGAACAUAUACUGAAGUGUGAUGUUCCAAACCCUGAACCUUUUCCACUGGCAUCAAAGAACCAGCACAACCAGGUGGCCAGAGGCUGCUGACAGCAGUUAAAGAGAAAGAUGAGACUUCCUGAAUCCGGUGGCAAAUGGGAACAGAAAGCUGAGAAGAAGGGCUGAUAGAGGGAGAGAAGGAUGGAAAAGAAAGUAUCACAUGGGGUGUGUGCCUGCAACCCCAGCGCCCAGCUGUGGCCUCGGAAGGAUCAAGAAUUCAAGGCCAGCCAGCCUCUGGUUCUGGGCUACAUGAGACCCUACCACAAUAGAACGUAGAAAAGAUAGGAUACCUUGUCAAAAGGGGAAGGGCCAACCUAUCUAUCCUGUCACUCCUUUGCUUGGCCUUUGAUUCUCCAUCAUUUAGAGAUGCUCCUGGCUGAGGGCCACACCCCAAACUGCCUAGAGAUCUGCCUUUGUCAUUGGAGUGUGAAACUGGGAAACAGAUCCACUCUGUAGAGGGGCCCAAUUAGCCACCUUUUGCUGUCAGAGCUAGGGAAGGCAGAGGCUCCAGGGUCCCUAGUCCUGGGGAUGUUAGGUUCUGGGUGUGGCUACUGUUUCUUUAAAAGGGGACCACCUCAUGCCCCGGUUUGAAGUUGAAAUACACGCGCUGAUUCUCAGCCACACCUGGCACCCACACACAUAACUCUACCACCUCCACGGGCACACACCCUCUGCAUUCCUCCGUGCCUGACCGUCCCACUAUUACCCCUUCGUUUAGCCUCACUGUUGGCAUUAAAACCUAAAUAUCUUCGCCCCACUGUUCCCCACCCGCUGGCUCUUGUUUGUCUCCCUCUAAUCUAGGGUAGGCACACCAUGGAUGAUCCACCAGCCACUACCUGCCCUUCCUUCUAAUGCUGGGCUUCGACCCCAGCCCAGGCUCCUAGCUGCUUCCCCCAGUAAUCUGAAUCUAUAGGGCAAUACUUGGGGCUUCAGGUCCAGGCAUUGGAUGCCCCAAGGGAGGAAGGAAAAGGUCCUGGCCCCCAGCCCGUAUGUUUGAGACAGUUGCUGUUGCACAGGUCUUUGAGCCUCUCCCCAGGGUUGCUUCAACCGGCUUUUCAGGUACCACUGCGUCCUCUCCCAGCGUGUGACGAUCAGCCCCCCUGCCCUUGCCCAUGGGCUGGGAGGAAAGAGGCCUGGAUUCUGUCAUGAACAUGUGAUCCUGGUUCCAAAAUUUGCAAUCAUCUCCAAAAGACCCCAUGCAGUUUUGGAGACCCAGGUACCCCUUCUCUCCAGCAUCCUGUGAGAUGGGCUCAGGCUUGGACUAUCCCUUUGGUUUCUAACCCAUCCAUCUAUGAAUACUUACUGAGCCCCAGUUAUUGUCCCCCAAGUUGGGAAUGUAGAAGUAUCCAGCACAAAGGGCCUGUUUGCUGGAAGUGUACAAUCUGGCAGGUGAGAGAUUGUUAAAAAACUAAAUCCAAUUUAAGAUUGUGAUAACUACUAUGGAAACAGAAGGAUGAUGUCACCGGGCAUAACAGUCAUACCUGUAAUACCACACUGUGCCUGGGGGUGGUCAGGCAGGCCCUUCUGUGAUGCUGGCCAUUUGAGCCAGGUGUGGAAUGCGUGGAGCCAUUAAGGUGACACUCCAGCUUCCAGGCACAGGCAAAUACGUCAUGCAGUAAUGAGAGGGCUAUGGGAGGAGCUGGGAGAAGGGCCAUGUAACUGGAGCAGAGAGAGGGGGUGGCAGAGAGACCCCCAAGAACAAAAUCGGGUAACUCUCUCAGUUCCUGGUGUUCUCUCCUCCUCCCUGACUGCUUUCCAUGUUUCCAGAAUUAUCCAGCUGGGCAAGCUGUAUGUUUAGGUCUCUAAGGGAGCUGACAGGGUGGUUUGGUGGGUUCCUGAAGGUGGACUCGGGAGCAAGGAGGAUGACUGUUGGGGGAGGAAGGAAAACAGGGUUGAGCAGGGCAGAACCCUAUACUGGGGUGGAGGGCCUGAGCAGGUCAAGGAGUAGAGAUGCUAGCUAGAGUCUUCUCUCUCUAUGACUCACCCUGUUUUCCUCUUCGUCCUUCUCAUUGCUCAACAGCAACUGUCUUUGGGAAACACCUCCCUGACUGGGAACUAAGUCACAGCCUCACAGGGGCAAUUGAGUCAUGAGGGGUGGAGAAGAGGGAGGGAGGCAAAGGAUAAAUAGCGGCCUCACUUCUCCGGCUCCUCUCUGCACCCUCCCCGCCUUUCCAACAACAUGCAUCUCGCCAAUUCGCUUAGGUCCUGCUGCCUCCUACUGCUCCUGGGGGCUCUGCCAACAUGGGCAGCCCACGAUGAUCCCCUUGAGAAGGUUAUAGAAGGGUUCAGCCGAGGGCUGAGCAACGCAGAGAGAGAGGUGGGCAAGGCCCUUGAAGGCAUCAAUAAUGGAAUCACUCAAGCUGGAAGGGAAGUGGAAAAAGUUAUUAAUGGACUUAGCAACAUGGGGAGCCAGGCUGGCAAGGAUUUGGACCGUGGCUUGGACAAGGUAGCCCAUGGCAUCAACAAUGGCGUCGGACACGCAGAAAAGGAAGCAGAGAAGUUAACCCAUGGGGUCAACCACGCCGCUGGACAGGGCGCUCAUCAAGGCGGGCACGCAGGCCAACACGGAGGGGCCGCAACCACUACAUUAGCAUCUGGGGCCUCGGUCAACAAGCCAUUUAUCAACUUCCCAGCUCUGUGGAGGAGUAUCGCCGCCAUCAUGCCCUAAACUGAUGCCCAGGCAACACAGAAUGUUCAUGUUGUCACAUCAGCUGAAAGGGCCUGGAGGAGCUGGGGGUGGGGAAGAGCUUCCUGGGUGUCCUUAGCGGGGGCUGCUUUGAGCUUUGUGAAUAAACACCAACACGCUGUCCUUUCUCA